AUGGUGCGAAAGCUCAAAAUGCACGAGCAGAAAUUGCUCAAAAAGACUGAUUUCAUGCAAUGGGAGGUGGACCAACAAGGUCGACAGGGUGAAAUGCUGAGAAAGUUUCGAUUUUUCACUCUUUCAAAUUUCCAAUUUUUUUUUUCCUAGGUUUCAUGUCACGAAAAGAGAACACUACGCGUUGUACAAUAGGCUUGCCGCCGAGGUCAGAAUUUCCUUGUUAUUUAUUGGCCCUUUUAAUUUUUUGUUUCUUACUGUAGAAAAAUAAUUCGAGCUUUACAAGCUACACAGACAAAUCGACAAGGUACUAUAAUGUGUCCACAAAGAUACCUCUCAAAAUGGAUUGUGAAGACCCCAUAUAGACGAUUCACGGCUAGCUUGGGACGCAAAAAGGCGUGGCCUGUCUGCACUCUCAACCAAGCAGGGCACUGUCUCGUCUCUUUUCGUGUCAGGACCCUUUUCUCGAUGGCUCAAGGCAGCCGUGAAUAAGCUAUAACAUGUCCAUCGUGAGACCUUCAGCAUACCUUUUAGCUAUAUCUGAGCCAUCUCGGAGGUAUUUUAGAGUCUCCCUCAAGUAUAUAUCAUUUAGCUCAAAAUCCUCAAAGGUAUCUUCGAAGUACCAUCGUGAGACUUCAGAGCCUGCGAUAUACCUCAGAGGGUCUCGCGAUACCCUUUUUCGAUUAUCCUAUGUAUGAAAUUUUGAUCAACAAAAAUUAUAAUUAUGAGGGUUUUGCGGCUUGAAGUUUUCAAAAUACGAUUUUUUUUAAAUUGAAUGGAGUAGUGCAAGUGUACUUUGCAUGAAUAAAUAAAUUAAUGAUGAUUUUUCUAGGUUCGAGCCAUUGCUGAACUGAUCAAGAAUUUGCCUCCUGGAGAUUUGAAGAAAAAUGAGUUUACAAAACAACUUUUGGAUCGUUUUUACGCCGCCGGCGUUAUACCCACCGCCGAUGGCUUGGAAAGGCUUUCAAAGGUUUUAUUUUUCAUGUACUCUUGAAAUAAAUAGAAAAUCUUUUCGGUUUCCGGUGCGAGUUUUGCCCGAAGGAGGCUUCCUGUUGUCAUGAAAAACAGUGGAAUGGUCGACAGUGUGAAAACCGCCAGUGACUUGGUAACUUUUUUUUCUCUCCAGACAACCUGAGAAUAUAAUGGUCUUCUAUUCGUUUUUUUUGUAACACAAAAAAAUAAGAAGAACGUAUUCGAAAAAUGAAAACAUUUUUUAAAUUUUCUGGUUUUGCACGUAAGAAUUUAACUUUUGGGUGUUUAUUUAUUAUUUCUCCUUCAAAAAAAAUUUUCGAAAAAAAAACCAACGAAAAAUCCCAGUUUUUUUAUAGUCAAGUUUUCACUUUCUCCGUUUAAGUUUUUUUAUUAUUAUAAAUGCUAUUUUAUGUGUAAAAUCGAUUCCAGAUGAUAGAUUGUCUGUUUACUUCCAAAUGGAACGAGGAAAAGUGCUAAAUGAAUCCAUUUCUGUAGCGCCGUCACAAAUUGCCUUAUUUGUCACAAUAAUAACCGAUCAAUACUCCCAGGUAGAGCAAGGCCACGUCCGCGUGGGAACGAAGCUCGUGACGGACCCGGCAUUUAUGGUGACGCGACUACACGAGGACACCGUCACUUGGACCAAUGCCAGCAAGAUCAAGAGACACGUCUUGGACUACAACAACACCCGUGACGAUUUCGAUCUCAUGAUUUGA
This is a messenger RNA of Caenorhabditis auriculariae, 1682 nucleotides long. NCBI's taxonomy places the organism in Eukaryota, Metazoa, Nematoda, Chromadorea, Rhabditida, Rhabditidae. The record is from the annotation of a GenBank genome assembly.